Messenger RNA from Penicillium angulare, 690 nucleotides. Its product is annotated as sugar O-acetyltransferase. Gene Ontology annotation, molecular function: acetyltransferase activity. NCBI's taxonomy places the organism in Eukaryota, Fungi, Ascomycota, Eurotiomycetes, Eurotiales, Aspergillaceae. The record is from RefSeq and is a predicted model, not a curated record. The transcript has 3 exons. The coding region runs from base 1 to 690 and encodes 229 amino acids.
AUGGUGGCAGCCAAGGAAAAGCGACCGGAGAUUAUCGAGCUCUCCCGCAGCCUGACAGGCAUCCCGAAAUGCGAGGACUACGAUCGCAUGAUCUCGGGAAUGAUGUACAAUCCCACCAUACCAGCUUUAUUAGAAGCUCGUCAUAGGUGCCGGGGUUUGACAGCUGAUCUCAACGGCCUGGACACAAAGACUAUUCCAUUUGACCAGAUCGGUGGUAAGCGAAUGGAAAUUCUCCGCAAGCUUUUAGGUCGAGUUGGCGAGGGAACAUUCAUCGAGACUCCAUUCUUGCCAGACUACGGCUGCAAUAUCAUCAUCGGGAAGGACUGUUUCAUUAAUUGGAAUGUUACAAUUCUGGAUACAAGUCUCGUUGUCAUCGGAGAUCGAGUUCAGAUUGGUACUGGUGUCGGCAUCUUUAGUGCUGGUCACGAUACAAGCGUGCUAUCUCGACAGAAAAUGGUGGAGUUCGGUCAUCCCAUCUUCAUUGAAGAUGAUUGUUGGAUCGGAGGUAACACUGUCAUUCUGCCUGGUAUUCGGAUUGGGAAAGGCUCGACUAUUGGGGCUGGAUCUAUUGUUACCAAGGAUAUUCCACCUUAUUCUGUUGCUGUGGGAAGCCCUUGUCGUGUCAUCAAGACUAUCCAAUCGGUCGAAGAAGAGAUGGCAGAUCCAAACAACGAAUAUCGAAACCUGUGA